UUUGAUAUUCUGCCAGCAGAAGCGUCUGCCUCACACUUUUCCCCCACGUUCAGUUCCUGGUUCAUUUUUCCUGUUUGCGAGUCAAGCGAGUGUUCGUCACUUUUGUCUUUCUCUGCGGGAUUAAAAGUGGCAAACAUCUUUUUGUUUCGCGCUGACAUCAUGAACUUGUUUUUAUUCUUUCUUCUGGUCGUGCAAAUGCACAGCGUGACGCCUGUGAUUCACACGCUGCAGUAUUUCCGCACUGUGUCCUCUCAAGUUCCAAACUUCCCAGAGUAUGUGAGUGUUGGUUAUGUUGAUGGAGUUCAGAUUUCUCACUAUGACAGCAACAGCAGGAAAGCAGAAGCCAAACAGGACUGGAUGAACAAAAUCACAGCAGAGGAUCCAAAAUACUGGCAGAGACAAACAGAGAUCAAUGUUGUUAGUGAGUUGAUUGGCAAACACAACCUUGAAGUUCUUAAGAAGCGUUUCAACCAAACUGGAGGUGUUCACAUUCUCCAGUGGAUGUUUGGAUGUGAAUGGAAUGAUGAGACUGAUGAAGUUAAAGGUUGGUAUCAGCAAGGUUAUGAUGGAGAAGAUUUCAUAUCGUUGGACAUGAAGACAUGGACAUUUACUGCAGCAAAACAACAAGCUUUCCCCACCAAACUCAAGUUGGACCAGGACAAACAUCUACUAGAAUACUAUAAGUUUUACUACACUGAGGAUUGUCCUUCUUACUUGAAGAAGCAUGUGAACAAUGGGAAGGAGGUCCUAAUGAGAACAGAGCUUCCAGAGGUGUUCCUGCUCCAGAAGACGCCGUCCUCUCCGGUCAGCUGCAUGGCGACAGGUUUCUACCCCGACGGUGCCGACCUGUUUUGGAGGAAAGACGGCGAGCAGAUCUUCGAGGACGUGGAGCACGGAGAGAUACUCCCCAACCACGACGGAACCUUCCAGAUGUCGGUGGCGCUGAAAGUGGAGGUGACGGCCGACGUGGAGGGCAAGUACGAAUGUGUGUUUCAGCUGUCAGGCGUCAAGGAGGACUUGGUCACCAAGCUGGAGAGAAGAAGCAUCCUGAGCAACGCAAGCCAUGAAGACAACUUGAGCGUCGCCCUCGCUGCCACGGCGGCGGUCCUCGCUGUGGCGGCCAUCAUCAUCAUCAUCAUCAUCAUGGUCAUGGUCAGGCGUCACAGAAACAGACAAGGUGAGGGACGCCAAUGUCCUCUGUCUUCUUCUUCUCGGUGCACUCGGUCCAGGCCGUGAGUUGAUGCUUUCAUCCGGGCUGCAAAGGUGCGGCCAUCUUUUAGUUGCCUUCCAGCCAAACACUCAAAGAUCCACAGAGACAGAGCGCACACUCUCACGUAGAAACACGGCGUGACGUGAGGGGAAAAGUCCACUUCACCUUGUUUCUCUUUCAUUUCAGCCCAGUACGAUCCAGCUGGUAAGUAAAACAUCUUUUCUUUGAGCCGCAAGAAACAAAGCCGUGGUGAAGCGUCACUCACAUGGAGGUCUGAUGUGGACCUUUGUUACAAGUUUAGCCGGAAAAACCCAACUGGAGCUGACUCCUUCACAAUAAAAGUCCCUCCUGUGAGCACACGCAAUACAAAGUCUGGCAUAUCUCACUUUUGACAGGAGUCCUCAUGAUGAGGAUCAGCCAAAUGAGACAUCAAGUGUGCUGACUCGUCAUGUUUCCAAGUCACACCUCAAAGAUCUGAUGUGAGUGACGAGGCACCUUCUGGAUGUUCUUCCUUCACCGUUUGCGUUUGUCCCGCAGCUCGCCACGGCGGCGUGGAGCUCGACGAGAACGUGCAGGCGGCUGAAGGCUGAGUAAGCUCACAUGGACUGUCUGCACCUCCAAAUGUUCUUGUGUGAAGAUGAUGUUCAACUUGGAUUCACCUGCUUCUGUCGGGAAUGUGCUGAGUGGUCUUCUUCCUCCAGGAUGCUUUGUGCACUGGAACACAGGGAGAUGUCUCCAUCGCUGAGGGACGUCAUCACACUCGGAGAUGAGAUGGAGAUGUGCUUUGUUCUUCGUCCGACUGCUCCUCACGCUAUUCCAUGUAUUCUUCUUUGGCCGUUAAAAGACUUUCAAGAUCAAACGUUGGUGGCUGUAAAAUCGCACGUUUCAUGGCCUUGACGUCAUGACGAGGAUUUCUUCUUUUCUUUCAAUGGCCGCUGCUUAUGAUCAAUAUCACAUUGUGUCACAUCUCUGUCAAUAAAUCCGUUUUUUCUCCA
Nerophis ophidion (straightnose pipefish) is the source of this 2205-nucleotide messenger RNA. Its product is annotated as class I histocompatibility antigen, F10 alpha chain-like. The transcript is spliced from 5 exons. Gene Ontology annotation, biological process: immune response. Bases 160 to 1236 code for a protein of 358 amino acids. The record is from RefSeq and is a predicted model, not a curated record. Gene Ontology annotation, cellular component: external side of plasma membrane. NCBI's taxonomy places the organism in Eukaryota, Metazoa, Chordata, Actinopteri, Syngnathiformes, Syngnathidae.